AUGUCGAAUAUAUCGAAAAGAAGAAAGGAGGGCUCAAGGGCCAAGAUCAAGACUGUAGGGGACCAUGAUGAGUUUCUAAAACGGAUCACUAAAACUCUCUACUAUGGUGAGCUGCCUAAUUUACCAUGUCUGAGUCUUCCUGUCACUGAGAUAUCGUGCGAGAUGUGGUCGGAGUGGCAGCGCGGGCGCUCGCUACGGCGGCUGCGUGCGGACGCUGCGGCCGGCAUCUCGCGCGGCGCCUGCGUGUCUCCGUGCGCGCUCGUGCUGGCCAUCCUCUACCUCGAGCGGCUCAAGACCUGCAACGGCGACUACCUCACCGCGGCCGAGCCAGCCGACCUCUUCCUGGUUUCCUUGAUGGUGAGCAACAAGUUUCUUCAAGAUGAUGGUGAAGAUGAUGAAGUGAUUUGCUCUGAAUGGGCAGCGUCUGGCGGCCUCGAGCUGGAUCAGCUUAAGAAGCUUGAAGUAGAAUUUCUGAAUGCAAUUGAUUGGAAUGUGUAUGUAAAUGAAAAAUCAUUUGAGGCAGGACUUUUGUGGCUAGAACGGCAAGUGGCGCUCCGGCAAGCAAAUCUGCGUGGUUUCUUUACAUACACAGACUUAGCCGCUACAUGUGAUGGAGCGUUGUUGUCGGAACUUGUACGAUCAUUCUCAGCAGUAUGUGCAGCCGCGACCCUCAGUUACCUCACUAGCCUCAUCACAUUGUUCACUUCUACCCUGGUCAUAUCACAAGCCUGGCUUCCAUUGCUACAGUACAUCGCUGCUCGUGGUGCUCUGUCAGCUAUUGACACAAAUAUUAUGGCUGAAAACAUCAAACCCGAGCUAACUUCAUGUGUUACAAAUACUACAGUUGAUCUCUUGUCGGAUAUUAUCCUCACAGAGGAAUCAUCAGCGCCAGACAUACCGAGGUGCUGCACAAAAUGGUUACAAUACCAAGACAGAAUGGAUACUAAAAAGAGUUGGUACGACAAUGUUGUUGCUUACGACUGGAAAUCCUUUGAACCUUGGUGGUCUAAAACUCCAAUUCUAAAUUGGUUGUACCACAGCUCUCUCAUCAAUCCAAUGCAGAGAUGGCUGGAAAAAGUUGAUGAAUAUGCAGAUUUAUUUAAAAAGAAAUUAUUUAGUGUUGGAAGCUCAAAACCAGGAGUUUAUUGUCAUGAAUAUAGGAGAAGCGAUGAGAAGCAACAGUGUAUCCGGCAAUGGCUUAACUUAAGUAGAUUUAGCGUUCUAAUGGCGUCUAUUUCUGAUCGAUAG
Messenger RNA from Parnassius mnemosyne (clouded apollo), 1248 nucleotides. NCBI's taxonomy places the organism in Eukaryota, Metazoa, Arthropoda, Insecta, Lepidoptera, Papilionidae. The record is from the annotation of a GenBank genome assembly.